AUGGGAUUAGUGAAAAAUGGAAGUGUAUACAUUGUGAAAAGUGUAAAUCAACCCACUUCUUCAUCACCACCACCUCGACCAGCACCAUCAACUAAACGUAAACUAGGACAACAAACAACUCUUAAUGGAUAUGCAUAUUCAUUUGGACCAAAAGAUCAAGAGGAAAUGGAAAGACUUUUGGCUCGUGCAUUUUAUUCAGCUGGAAUUUCUUUCAAUGUAGUUGAUAAUCCUGAUUUUCGUUUGUUUCUUAAAAAAGCAUGUUCAGCAUUUAAGGUUCCAUCACGAUAUGCUUUAUCAAAUACUAUUUUAGAUGUUGAAUAUAAUUCCUUAAAAAUAGAUGUAGAUAAUGUAUUAGAAAAAAAAGAGUACUUAUGUCUCACAAAUAUUAUGGAACUUGAAUGGUCUAAAAAUAUUAUCCAAUCCGCAAAAUAUAUAAUUAAUUAUUAUUUAAAACAUCAAGUUUCUCUCGCUAUUUUACAUCGAUUACAAAUGGAAAAGUAUAAUACACAUAUUGCAUUAUUAUUACCAGAACAAACAAGAUGGGGAUCAGCAUAUUAUUGUAUUAGUAAUCUUUUAAAAACAAAACUUCUAAAAAUUGAAAAAUCAAUUGUUCAAAAUUCUGAAAUACCUAAGAAUAUUCAACAAAAAGCAAUUGAAUUUGGAAAAUCACAAUGGAAUGAUUUUCUUUAUAAUCCUAUUAUUAUGGUUGCUUGCAACCUUGAUCCAUAUUAUCGUGAUGAAUUACUUAAUCCUACACAAUCGGAUGGAAUUUUAGAAGAAAUUAUUCGAAUGACACCUGAAAAUAAGCAUGAUGCUAUUAUUGUAGAAUAUUCAGAAUAUAUAGGAAAGUUAGGUGGAUUUUCAAAUAAACAUUUAUGGGGUAAUAUAACCAAAAAACCAAUUAAUUGGUGGAAAUUAGUUGCAAAACGAUAUCCUAUAUUAAGUACUAUUGCUCUUAAAAUAUUAUCAAUACCAGUAACUUCAACAGCUAGCGAACGCAAUUGGUCAACAUUUAGUUUUAUUAAUAAUAAAUUACGAAAUAGAAUGUUAAAUCAGAGAGUUGAAAAAUGUGUUUAUCUUUAUUGGAAUAUGAAGAUUUUAAGAGAAAUCAAAGAAAAAAUAGAAACAAAUAUAGUAAAUGAAUUAGAUAGUAUUGCAGAAAAGGAUACUAUUUCUUUACAGGCUUAUAAUACGAAAAAAAUUACGCUGAAAUCAUCUUACGUGAUCUUAAAAAUUCCGAAUCCGAUUAUUGGGCUUCGAGCUUAUUCGACGACCGGUAAUGAAAUUAAUAAUGAAUUCGAUAUCUCCAUAGACAGAUAUGGUAUAGAAGUGGCCAUGGUAGCCCUUGCAAUUGGACUUAUUGGACAAUUGGACAAUUUAUAA
Molecule: messenger RNA, 1383 nt
Organism: Funneliformis geosporum
Lineage: Eukaryota; Fungi; Glomeromycota; Glomeromycetes; Glomerales; Glomeraceae
Source: the annotation of a GenBank genome assembly